AUGUUAACAGGGUAUUUACGCUAUACAAUAAGCGGUACUAAAGCAUUGUCCGUUUGUCGUGGCAAAAAAAUUUGUUUGUUACCUAAAUCACUUUUAUUCUUACCUUUCACAGUAACCUAUGGUUCUGUAAAUUUAUAUUUGCCUACACCUUCCCAACUUCCUUCUAUCAUACCGUCUUCCAGUCGCACAUUUUCACAAACUUCCCAAAUAAGUAGAGCUCGCCUUUCAGUUAAAGAAAUAGACCCAACCCUUGUAAUUCCUGAAGAUCCAUAUAUUUUAGCAGAAUGGGUAAGAAAAUUUGGAGAGGCAAAUCGGUUAGAUGAUGCUAUAAGUGUAGUUUGGAACGCAAAAAAAAGUGCACAGUCUGAGGUUGUGUGGAACCAUUUAAUUGUUGAAUGUGUCAAAAACAGGAAAUUUCAAAUGGCGUUUAGAAUGUUUAAUGAGAUGAAAAAACACGGAUUUGUCCCAAAUGAACAAAGUUUUACAAUUUUAUUAAAUGGCCUUGCAGAUCAUCGACCAUUCGUAGAUAACAUCUUGCAAGCACGUAAAAUGAUCGACAACAUGCAAAAUUUAACAAAAGCCAAGCCAGUAGAACUAAACGUAAUUCAUGUGAAUUGCCUUUUAAAACUUUGCUCUCGGCUCAACAAUUUUGAAGCAAUGCAAGAAAAUUUCAACGACAUGAUGAGAGUAGGUAAUUGGACACCUAACAAAGAAACUUUUACUAUCAUUUUUAACGCUUGCGCAAGAAACGGUGAAAAAGGGUAUCUUAUGGCUAUCCAACUGUGGAAUCAAUUAAAUUCUUUAAUUUCCAAACAAAAGAAACAACAGUCACAAAUCAGAGAGCAUGAUGGAUAUGGUGCAGAUUUUGCACCUGGCUCUGGAUACGAGAUUGAAAUGGAUGAUGAACUUGUAAGAUCGAUGCUUUUGGUAUGCAGUAAAACUAAAAAUUAUGACAAAGGAUUUGAAAUUUUGCAGAAUGUUUAUGGAUUUUCAGUAUCAUCCGAAUUGUCAAAAAAAAAGAUGUCAUCGAUAUUAUCGAAUAGACAUUUGAUUUCACCAAAAUCUGUUGAUAUAAUGUUAAACCUUUGCAUAGGUGCACGUCAGUACGAGAAGGGCAUAAUGUUAUUUGAUGAAACACUAAGUCAAUUCCCAGAUAUAACACUUGAUAUUCAUAAUUUUAACAAAUUAAUAAUAUGCUAUAAUCAACUAGGACAAUUUACAAAAUCCAUAGAUACAUACUACCCAAUUCGUGCUCGAGGUUUGGAACCAACACUAGAAACGUAUGAUUUGUUAUUAACAGCAUGUCGUAUAACAGAAGAUUGGACAGCUGGGAAAGAAUUUUUCGAGUUAAUAGUAAAACAAAAAAGAGAGAUUAAAAAAGUUCGCUGGACGUUAGAACAAAUCGAAUUUCUUGGGCCGCGUUGUCCUGAAACAAUAAAAAAUCUUGCAAAAACUAAUAAGGCAAAUAACUAUAAAUUUGGGAACGCGCCUAUGCCAUUAUAUAAUAUUUAUGAUUUUAGAUAUUUAAGAAGGAUUAUUCUAGCUUACAAAACUAUUCUGGAUUCGGAAUAUGUUUAUAAAAUCGAUGAGAAGCAAAAAUCACAAUGGAAAGAAAAUUUAGAAUUUUACAAAACCGUUUUGGCAGAAAAUGAAGAUCAGCAUCAAAAAAGUGAUGAAAGCAUUCCACCCGAACGACGAUAUGAUAUGAGAUCACCAUGGAGAUAUAUAGAUAAAUUUAAGGGUAAAAGUAUUGAUAGGAAACAUGUGAGAAUAUACGGCGAUGAUGUGAAAUAG
Racocetra fulgida is the source of this 1794-nucleotide messenger RNA. Lineage: Eukaryota; Fungi; Glomeromycota; Glomeromycetes; Diversisporales; Gigasporaceae. The record is from the annotation of a GenBank genome assembly.